Messenger RNA from Microtus ochrogaster (prairie vole), 667 nucleotides. RefSeq names its product paraneoplastic antigen-like protein 6B. The annotation marks the transcript as partial. The record is from RefSeq and is a predicted model, not a curated record. NCBI's taxonomy places the organism in Eukaryota, Metazoa, Chordata, Mammalia, Rodentia, Cricetidae. The transcript has 2 exons.
UGUACACUGGUCUACCUGAGUGCGCAGCUAUAAGGCUAGAGAGAGCAAGGGAGCUGGCUGGUGGGAGAACCUGGAGAACAGCCCGGGGAAUCCUUGCUGUGCGAUUGAAGGAGAAAGGAUUCUGCUCCUAGAAGGCUGUGGAGAGCUAGGCUGGUGGUCUUCCUGAGUCCUAGCCUAGGCUCCUAUCCCAACCUGACGUGCUUCUGGGGAAACUGUUUCCGGCCCCUAGUGUGAGCUUUGCUAAAUUUUCAGAUUAUGGCGGUGGAGAUGCUCCAGGACUGGUGCAGGUGGAUGGGUGUCAGCUCUCGUGGGGGCUUGCUUAUCCUGGGCAUCCUGGAGGACUGCAGUGAAGCUGAAUUCCAAGGGGCCCUGCAGGCUGCCCUGUGGCCCAUGGGCCACUUUACUGUGCUUGGAAAAGUGUUUCGUGAGGAGGAUAAUGCCACUGCAGCCCUGGUUGAGCUCGACCAGGAAGUCAACUAUGCUUUGGUCCCAAGGGAAAUCCUAGGCACUGGGGGGACCUGGAACGUGGUCUUUGUGCCCAGUUGCUCCAGCGAGGCGCUUCUUGAUCGUGUUUUCCACUUCUUGGAGCAACAGGGGGAGACAGUGGACAGUGUACCUGGAGACCCAGGUCUGGAGUUGGACAGAGUGUGCAGGCUCCAGUCAGUUA